AUGGCUGAACCCCACGUAGCAAUUGCAGACAGCCGCUACUUGCUGGCGGAAGUAAAUCGUCUUAAAUCGCAGGUUCAGGAGUUGCGAGCGACCAAUCGCGUUGCUCAGGAAGAACGAGCACGUACAGCAGAUUUGCUGGCAUCUUUCGUCACAUGUACACAAUUAGACGCUGCAUUGUCUACGAAAGUUUCUUUAGCACACGUCAAUAGUCAAGUGGAUGCAUUGCGACUGGAAAUAGCAACGCAGUUAGCUCAGAAGGUAGACCUUCAAUCACAUAUUUCGAUGCAAAGUAGUAAGCUAGAUGUAGCAGCGUUCAAUGCCAAUACGUUGGAUUCUCGAAAGACGUGCAUGAAAAUGGAGCAGGAUGCACGUAACCUCUAUGCAACGUUUGUGGCACAAAUGGAAAAUGUUUUGAAAACAAAGGUGGGGGUCGAAGAUUUGAUCCGAGUCUUUUCUGACCCUGAUGGCACUAGUCAGGAGAUGUCAUUGGAAUUUGCUGCAUUUCGCUUUUCGAAUAUGAUGGAUCAAUUAAAGCUGCUAAAUAAAUACGUUGAAGAAGACCGCCAGCGUCAACUGAGAUUUAAGGAGCUAAAUGGAAACAUGAGGGAUCUCAAGCGAAAGCAGACAGCGGAUUGGAACGCCAUUGUGCAGCUAAAGAACGCUACGCAAAUUACAAAAACUCAGCUGAAUAAUUUGGGUGAACAAACGGGUCAAGUCGCUGCUAACCUGCAAACUUUAGCAGAAACGCGAAAUGAACCACAAGGAUUAACACAGGAAGAGAAGAAUGCUCAAGAUGCAAGACAAGCCCAGCUUGCCAAUGAGAUUGAGCAAUUAAAAAUACGCAGCAAUGAUCAGACGAAAAAGCUAAAUGAGCUCGAAAAGGCUGAGCGUUUGACGAGCGUGCUAAAUGGUAAAUUAAAAGACAUCAACCAUAAAGUGCAGAAAGAGCUUACUCAAGCAAACCUCUCCUGUGACCACCAUUACCAACAACUGAAUGAAGGAUUGAACAAGGCAACUGAACAAUUAAUAUUUUAUAAAGAUCGCUUUGUUCAACUGGAUGCUUGUAUACGACAAUUGGCCUGUCUAUUGAAAAAAACACAAGGAGAUCUCGACACUGUAAGAGGGCCCCUUGCGACGCUAGCGACGAAUUUGCACGAGGAAAAUGUGGCGAUUGUCCAAGAAAUCAAGCGAAGUCAGGAUGGUGCGCGCAACAUCAUGCUCGACUAUCAGGAUUUAUUAGAUCGAGGUACAACCAUGCAGGCUGUCGUGCCUUUACCGUGUCGACCACUAUCGACAACAUCUUGCAGUGUCAGCGAUACUACUUUUGCUAGUCGAAAGCACAAACAGCAAACGCUACUUGCCACAAAAAGCGACAGUAAUCGGCCUAGCACCGAGUUAGACAAUAUCCUGGCGCGAGUCGUACUACCAGACCACCGUCAUUACCUUGGAGAGCUCAAACAGCCGGAUUGA
Plasmopara halstedii is the source of this 1470-nucleotide messenger RNA. RefSeq lists its product as uncharacterized. Lineage: Eukaryota; Oomycota; Peronosporomycetes; Peronosporales; Peronosporaceae. The record is from RefSeq and is a predicted model, not a curated record. The transcript is spliced from 4 exons. The coding region runs from base 1 to 1470 and encodes 489 amino acids.